AUGGACGCUACUAUACUAUGUAUACAGGUUCAGAAAGGUGAAGACGAUCCACAAACAGAAGCCGACAGGCAGGCGCAGGUACUGCUCGUCUCUGCGUUCUUAUCGAAAUGGCCCACAAUCAAAGUUGUUGGUGAAGAGGGUGGACUGGGACACACGGAAUACACCAAGAAAGCUAUUGAUGCGGAUCUUGAUUCGUCCGUUAUGGCUGAAAAAUGUCCUGAAAAUCUCGGGAAUAUCACUCUCGAAGAUGUGGUCGUUUGGAUUGAUCCCUUAGAUGGUACCAAAGAGUUUACACAAGGUGUUGUGAGUGCGGUGACCGUGCUGGUGGGUAUUGCUGUGAGAGGACAGGCAGUCGGAGGUGUCGUAUACCAGCCAUUCCAUAGUAAGACUAACGACGGCUAUACCGGAAGAGCUGUAUGGGGUAUCACUGGUCUGGGCGCCUUUGGUUACACUCCUUGUGCACGCACACGGAGUGGUCUAUAUAUCAGUACCACACGAUCCCACGCCACCAAAGAACUAGAGAAAGCUAUUGAGUACCUCAGUCCUGAAAAGGUUAUCAGAGUCGGUGGUGCUGGAAACAAGGCAUGUCAAGCAACUAUAAGCAUGCAUCCGCGUAUUCAUGCUGUAUGCCGUAGUCCGGACGUGUCGUAA
This is a messenger RNA of Sphaeroforma arctica JP610, 651 nucleotides long. RefSeq lists its product as hypothetical. The transcript has 5 exons. The record is from RefSeq and is a predicted model, not a curated record. Bases 1 to 651 code for a protein of 216 amino acids. NCBI's taxonomy places the organism in Eukaryota, Ichthyosporea, Ichthyophonida.